CGAAAACACGAGUGAGGUUUAUAAAAGCACAUAGCGGUUCAAGAAGUGAUGGGUUAAAAAAUGUUUGCAGGCUAUUUGUGGCCUGUCGCUUUACACGCAGCAUACAGACAGAGCAUGGAGACACUUCUUUUUCUAUUUCCUCAAUUCAACUACAUGGCCCCAAAGGAGGAAGCAUAUUUCAAAAUGCUUAGUCCAGAGCACUUGCAGGCACCAAAGAUGAAGGACGAUUCGAGCAGACAGAAAGACAAGGAGAGGAAGAGUCGACUAAGCCUUUUUCUCACCAAGUCGGGCUCCCAUGAAAACGUCAGUCCCCAUAAAAAGACAAAUCCAACGGCAAGCAACAUCUCACCAGAGGCAGCUUUGCAGUGGAGCGACUCCUUUGAAGAACUGCUGAAGCACUCGGAUGGGGUGGAAACCUUCGGACAGUUCCUCAGGACAGAGUUCAGUGAGGAGAACAUUCAGUUCUGGUUGGCCUGUGAAGAAUUCAAGACCAUUGAUUCUGAGACAAAGCUGCUGUCUAAAGCCAAAUGUAUUUAUACAGUAUUUAUUGAAUCGGAAGCCCCUAAAGAGGUCAACAUUGACUACAACACCAAGAUGGCCAUCAAGAAGGACAUGGCACAGCCCACAAAGAGCUGUUUUGAGGCCGCACAGAUGAAAGUCUACAGCCUGAUGAAAAAGGACUCCUACCCUCGCUUCCUGCACUCUGACAUUUAUAUGCGUCUCACCAGGCAGAAAGGCCCCGGGGCCAACAUGUUUCGCAGAAGGUCACGCUCCUGUGUAUUCAAUGAGCGAGGCGAGGUCACCACUGAACCCUCGUCCUGGCAGCUGUAACGUCCUGGGCGAAGUCGGUCGCUCUGUGAAACAGAUUAAACAGGAGAUAAUCCUUGAUUUGCAGCACAGUUAGUGGAGCACAGAGCUUUAUUAUUCACAGGUUUGCUUCUGUAAAGUGCAUAUGUUUUCUUUUUCUGUAUAACCCCAGGGGUCAUAGGGGAAUAUGCAUACAAAUUACAGGGAUAUACAAUUAAGGCAAUCAUUUUUAUAAUUUGUGAAAUACAUCUAUUUGCUCUCUGUGAGUUACACAUGAGGGUCAAUACCUGUCUCCAGUGUGUAUAUAACAAGCUAAAGCCAGCAGCCGGCUAGCUUGGCUUAUUUUAAGUGAUGGAAACAGGGGGAAAUUAGCCUGGCUCUGUCCAGUAUUAAAACAUCACAUCUGAAACUCACUACACUCACUAAGUCACUCACCAGCACGUUCCAUCUUUUCUAUUUAAAGGUUCAGUCUGUAGAAUUUAGUGACAUCUAGUGGCGAAGGUGCAUGUUGCAGCUCUCUGUAAAGUAUUUAAAUAUAAAGGGCCCAUUCCAAUUCAUUGAAUUUAGAUGAAACGCUCUAGUGAAAACAUCACUAGGAUUAUUUUAUAUCCACUUUGUGCCAAUAGAUCCCUUUCACCUAAAUCGUACACAUUGGAACUUUAAUCUGCACUAGAGGGUACAUGGAAGUUUUAGUUUGCUGUUACCGGUAUUUAUGCUAAGCUACGCUAACUGACUGAUAUCCACCAUACAGACACGAGAGUGAUAUUGAUCUUCUCAUCUAAAUCUUGACAACCAAGCGAAUGAGUUUGUUUCCUCAGAUGUAGUUUUUCUUUCAGUACUAGACUACGCAGCUCGAUAAGAGCAUGACACCAUUGGCCUUUCAGCUGUAAGAAUACAUUUAGAAAGGUUACAAGGCCGCGCCGUCACAGCCUUGUGGUUAUCUGAAAAUAGCGAAGGCCCUCUGGCCGGGUAGAAGUAUGUGGCCACAGAGAAUAGCGUAUCUGUCUGUCUAUCAGUAUAAAACCAGAGGAAUCCAUCUUGUCAUAGCCUUUCUCAGAGGCACUGAACUGUUUCUGGAUUGAACCUGAUGAUUUCUAAAGUACUUCAACUCUUGACAAAACUUCAUUGACAGCGGUAGACAGAAUCUCUAACUGCUUCUCUCUAGCUCCACUGUACAGGCCUCCGCACUGACCUCAGACAUGCCACAUUUCCUCAUCUUCCAAACCAGAGACAGCACUUCAAACCACAUAAUUACAGUUCAUUUAGUGUAUGUAAAUUGCCCAUAUAACAUAAUAACAUAUUCAUGAUUUUAGCCCUCGCACUGUCCAAAUUGCCUCAGGUCUCACCUGCAGUGGAAGCCUGCAGCACUGUAGAGAAGCUCUGAUACUUUUUAACGAGGGAUACCGAUCUCUCAUUUCUAUUAACAAUUAUAAUGUAUUCUCACACACAAAAUAUGCAUGGAUCAUAUUUGAAUACUAAUAUCUUAUUAAUCAUGAUUGCUGAUUUUCAGUUUACUACCAUCUAAUAUUAUUUAUGCCUUUGUUGUGAUCAUAUGUGUGUUGCUUGCUGUUGUAAAUGUACAUAUCAUAAUAUGUGAAAUAAUUCAAAUAAACACUUUCUUAUAAAA
Molecule: messenger RNA, 2434 nt
Organism: Pleuronectes platessa (European plaice)
Lineage: Eukaryota; Metazoa; Chordata; Actinopteri; Pleuronectiformes; Pleuronectidae
Gene: rgs18
Product: regulator of G protein signaling 18
Exons: 5
Coding region: 61-831 (256 amino acids)
Source: RefSeq, a predicted model, not a curated record